CUGCGCAAAUAUGGCCGUCGCCUGAAAAUUAUGUGAGAAAAGAUAAGCGCCGUGUUUGCCAUUUGUGUUUAAACCUACAAAACAUAUACAAGCGUGCACGCAAAACGUAUACAAAUCUUUUUGUGUAUGUGUUAUUAAGAAAAAGAAAAUAAUAUAUAUAAAUAUAUAUUGUUUAUGAUAUAUAAUGAGAUAGUGUUUGAGCGCGCGAGUUAAACGAAUAGCGAAUUAAACGUGCGUGAAAGAGAGCGCGAUACGAGUCGUGUGAUGGCGUCGCGCAGACGCCCCGAUUUGAAUCCAAAACUGCACAUGGACAGACAGCCAACAGCUGCACGCAUAACAGAUCCAUCUUUACCUGCUGGAAAGCGUCGCGAAAUCGACAACGUUAUGAAGAAGGCACGUGCCAACACCACCAACGAUUACUGGGACAAGAAACUCAUCGAAGCCGAGGAGAAAGAUCCAAAUCGUUGGCGCCACACCGGCUACAAGAAAAUGUACAUUCAAGGCGAGAGCAGCUCUGGAGAAAGUGAACGCGAUACAGCCCAACCUGGUGGCUAUUCGCGUUACCCAGGCGUGCCGCCGAACUCCGCGCCACCGCCAUCCUCGUCGUCCACGCGCUACGGACGCUCGCGAUCACCGCACUCACGGAGUCGGUCGCGUUUGCGCAAAUCGCCGCCGCUUUCGCCGCCGCCGCCAUCGCAUUCACGUCGCCGCUCACCGCCACCGCAGUUCAUGGAUCGCCGGCCGGUAAUGUCGCCACCAUCGCCACAUCACAACAACGGACCGCCUCCAAUGCGUGGCCGUCCACGUUCGCCUCCCAUGCCGCCGCGCAGCAUGCCCCGAUCCCCGAACAAUCAUCACAGUGGCAACAGCGACAUGCUCCGACGACCGGGCAACGGUCAUGGCCGUCCGCGAUCGCCGCCGGAACCGGCAACCGGCUCAUCCUCAUCUCAGAUGCGCCGUAAGCCGACAAACGCGUCGCGUUCACCGCUAGGCCGGCGCCGUUCGCCGCCGCUGCCGCCUCCAUCGUCGUCGUCGGGAAUGGAGAAACGUGGAAUGGGCCCAGCGCACAUUCUGCCACGGUCCAAGCGCCCACCAUCACCGCCCCCAAGGCAUUCAAUGCGGUCACGCUCGAACAGCUCCAUGAGCAGCAGCUCGGAUGAUUCCUGUUCACUGUGCUCGCCCAGUCAUCGUCACAGAUCUCGCUCUCGUGGUCCGCGUUCGCCGCCGCCCAAGCCGCGUGGCCAUUAUCGUGGCGCCGGGGCGCCACCGCCGUUACCACCGCCAGAGUCGCAUGGCCGCUUGCACGGUCGCCCGACAACUCCGCCGCCGGUGCGCGGAGGUGGCGGUGGCAUCGAUAAGUAUCGCGAGGCCAAAAUGCGUCACAUAAGUCACGAGCGCGGCACAUCGUCGGAUGUGCAUAUGAAAGUCGGUCGCGCGUCGCGUCAUUCACCGCCGCCAGAGGAUCCGCGACUAAAGCAUCGGCCGCCAGAGCCACCAGAGCCAGCUGCACCUGCCGCAGCAGCAGUACCGCAGGCCAAAAAGAAAAAGAAGGAGAAAGAGCUGCGCACACGUGUCAAAAUCGAAGGUGAAAAACGGAAAAAGCAAACAAGUGCGACGGUUGCAACAAGCGCUAGCGCCAGUGGCAACAAUGCCAACUCGUCAUCGGAUUCGGAUGAUUCGGGCGGUUCCGAUAGCGAUGAUGCGAGCCCAGCAUUGCCAUCAUUUUCGGCGACCACGCGUCUAACGCUAUCCGAGCGAUUCGGCAAAAUGGCUCAAUGGAGCAUCGAUCGCAGCAAUAUGGAGAAUAUGCGCAUCACCAAAGACUCGGCGGGUGGUGCGCUCAAAGUGAUGAUCGAAGAGGGUAUGGAAUCGCCGCCGCGUCGUUAUUCGUACUCACCGGCACCGGCUGGUCACUUUCCCGAGGAGUUGGCCACCACAGCACCGUCGGGUAUGCUGUCGUGGGAUGAUGUGCGCGUUCGUUACGAGUACUACAAGAGUCGCGGUUAUUUGAGGGACUUGGAUCUGAAGGAUUACAUCAAAUGGGAGGAAUGGUGGUAUAAAUAUCAGGAGUGGUUAAAACAGGAACGCUAUUACGAGUACUGGGAUCGCAGCCAACAGCUGCGACGUCGGCGCAAGAAGCUGCCAGUUACUCAGCGUUUAAAUUAAAUGAUUGCACAUUAUCUCUCUUUAAGUCCAUACGCUUUCAACCCCUCAUAAAGUUUCCCUCCUGAUCCUUCCUUUCAUCCUGUCUUUUCUUCCGUUUGUGUUUUUUGAUCAUUUCCAGACUUCAUCUUAAUUUCUUUUUGUACAUUUAGAAUGUAUAAAAACGCAUUUUGUAUUUAAUAACUAAUUUAUAUAUAUGUUAUGUAUAUAUGCAUCAAUCAUUGACAAAUGUGGAGAUGUACUUGAUCACUAUAUAUAUAUAAUAAUAUAUAAAGCUUGUUAUAUAUUUCAAAAUAUAACGCAGAACAUUGUAUGUCUGUUAUUUGGUCUGUGUAUGUUAUUUUUUCCAGGCAUUCAAGAUACAUUUGUAAACACAUUAAAUACCAUACAUACAAAUCAAUAAAUUAGAAAUAAAUAUAAA
Messenger RNA from Drosophila nasuta, 2584 nucleotides. Its product is annotated as basic salivary proline-rich protein 2. The transcript is spliced from 7 exons. The record is from RefSeq and is a predicted model, not a curated record. Lineage: Eukaryota; Metazoa; Arthropoda; Insecta; Diptera; Drosophilidae. Bases 265 to 2166 code for a protein of 633 amino acids.